AUGCCCCUGACCGACAUUCUGGAUGUUCACCGGCCUGAACUCAAGUCUUAUGAAGCGUUAUACAAACACUUCCACUCAAACCCCGAACUUUCCAACCAAGAGAUAGAAACAUCGACCGCCAUUGUCAAUCAUCUUUCCGCAAUCUCGUCAGACUUUGACAUUAAGACAAACAUUGGGGGUUAUGGUGUUGCUGCGGUUUUUCAUAAUGGUGCCGGCCACAUUGUGCUCUCACGAGCCGACAUGGAUGCUCUUCCUAUAGAAGAACGAACUGGUCUCCCAUAUGCUAGCACAAAGCGAGUCAUUGAUGUUCAUGGCAAAGAGCAACCAGUGAUGCAUGCAUGUGGCCACGAUAUGCAUAUUACAUGUCUUUUGGCAUAUGCUGAACUUAUGGUAUCGGCGCGGCAAUCAUGGCAUGGAACUAUUGUUCUUAUCUUUCAGCCUGCCGAAGAACGUGGUACGGGUGCUCAAAGUAUGGUCGACUAUGGACUUUACGAUCCUGAAAGAUAUAAUAUUCCUAUUCCUGAUGUAGUGUUCAGUGGGCAUGUCGUUCCAGCCCGAGCUGGUGUCAUUGGUAUCCGAGCCGGUACGAUGGCUGGUUCUUGCGACAAUUUACGUGUGACUUUCCAUGGUCGCGGUGGACAUGCUUCCAUGCCUGAACGUCUGAUAGAUCCUAUUGUCAUGGCGUCCAGUGCCGUCAUGAGGCUACAAACGCUUGUGUCUAGAGAGGCUCAUCCUAGUGAACAUGCAGUUGUUACAUGUGCAAGUUUCAUUUCUGGCUCGACGACUGCAGAAAAUGUGGUUAGCGAUGAUGCGACAAUCACAAUUGACAUUCGCGCAAAUGACGAGACUACAAGACAGAAGCUCUACAAUGGAGUUCUACGGAUUGUCAAAGCUGAAAGCGCAGCGUCCAAUGCAGUCGUCGAACCAACAAUCACUCCUACAAGAUCGUUUCCCGUAACCUACAAUAAUGCCUCCGUUACUGAAAGAGUGGGCAAAGCUUUUCACGAUCACUUCAGGCCUGGCGAUGAAACUUAUGUUGCAGACUAUCCUAGGCUUAGUUUUAGUGAAGAUUUCAGCAUCCUUGCCUCUGCUGUUGAAAGUCCAUCUCUUUUAUUCGCCUAUGGUUGUACAGACCCCGAGAAAGUUGACCUAGCCCAAGAAAAAGGGACAUUGACGGAGAGCAUACCGGGAAAUCACAGUUCUCUCUUUGCUCCACAAAUUUCUCCCACAAUGCAAGUAGGUAUAGAUGCAUAUGCUUUGAGCGCUUUAGCAUGGCUGUCAAAAGAACAGGAGAAGAAAUAG
Messenger RNA from Botrytis byssoidea, 1302 nucleotides. RefSeq lists its product as uncharacterized. The record is from RefSeq and is a predicted model, not a curated record. Bases 1 to 1302 code for a protein of 433 amino acids. The transcript has a single exon. Gene Ontology annotation, molecular function: hydrolase activity. Lineage: Eukaryota; Fungi; Ascomycota; Leotiomycetes; Helotiales; Sclerotiniaceae.